Messenger RNA from Hibiscus syriacus, 864 nucleotides. RefSeq lists its product as uncharacterized. The transcript has a single exon. Gene Ontology annotation, biological process: meristem development; meristem maintenance. Bases 301 to 831 code for a protein of 176 amino acids. The record is from RefSeq and is a predicted model, not a curated record. NCBI's taxonomy places the organism in Eukaryota, Viridiplantae, Streptophyta, Magnoliopsida, Malvales, Malvaceae.
CUUUAGUCUCAUCCUUUCUCGUCAUCAGAGCUUGUUUUCUCCGUCCGUUGCCCAAGUCUACUUACAAAUCAAGGCAAAGUGAUGGCGCCGCCGCCUCCAUGUCCACACCCGACCAGAGAUCCCCGCCGUCGUAAUUUCUUUUUGCUCUGUUCGUUUGGCGCACAAUGUUGAAAAUUCAUUUUUUAAAUGUUUUUUUAAAGAAUAAUUCAUCCACUUGAGAUUUUUUUUUUACAUCUGUCGAACUCCUGAAGUGUUACUCCAUUUUUUGUUCGAACCGAAUUCCCGGUUUAAAAUUCAGCCAUGGAAGGACCCGAAACGAGCUUGGUUGAAGUAAGAGAAGAGCUCAUGGUCUCCCCAGGUUUCGAAACCCUAAACGCUUGUUCAAAAACAGCCCAUUUCCUCAAACCCAUUUCCGGUUCCCUCGAAACCCAACUUCCCAAGCUUCCUUCGCAAUUCCUUUCGGAUCUGGAACGAUCUUCUUUUGAACCCAAAGAUCCGCCCUUGAGUAUCGGUUUCCAUGGGUGGAGAUGCAGGGCUAGUAACUGGUCCAUCUGGGUCGACAAGAUGAGGGUUUUGCACGAACCGACAUGGAAGAAAGCUGGAAUCUUUGAUGCCAUCUUGAAUUCGACUUAUCAGAUUAAGCGAAACAGUGGUUUAGUUCUCGGGCUAGCUGAGAAAUGGUGUUGCGAAACCAAAAGUUUCAUCUUAUCUUGGGGUGAAGCCAGUGUUACACUCGAAGAUGUGAUGAUUCUCGGGGGAUUUUCCGUUUGGGUUCCCCUGUCUUCGCCCCUCUGGAAACCGAAGAAUCGAAGCAAGUCGAAGAGAGUUUAAAGAGUGCAAGGAUCGAAAUCGUGAGAAGCAAAG